GUGUGAACUAGCAGCAGCAUGAACGAUCCCGCUGCAGCGGGAGCGCUCGACUCUGCUGUUAUCUGCGCUGCACUUGACUCUGGACAACAUUUGACACCACAGGAGCAAACAUGUCUCGUUUGGUCGGCCGUCUCCUCGUUGUCGUUUCCCAACACGCGCCGGUGAGAUCAGCGUCGAUACCGAAGAGGAUCCCACUGUUUACCCGCCCGGUGUCCACAUCUCAAGGCCUGCAGUCCCUCACACGUUAUAACAAGACAUCAGACUGGCACAAGAAACUGACUCCAGAGCAGUAUGUAGUGACCAGAGAGAAAGGAACGGAGGAGCCUUUUAGCGGGAUCUACCUGAACCAUUAUGAAGUGGGGAUGUACCACUGUGUCUGCUGUGAUGUUCCACUCUUCAGUUCAGAGGCCAAGUAUGACUCGGGGACAGGCUGGCCAGCUUUCAAAGAGGCUCAUGGGACUUGGGGGCGCGAUGAAAGCCACGCCUCCGUCAUUCGUCGCCCUGACAACAGCCUGGGCAGUGCUGGCACAGAGGUUCUUUGUAAAAAUUGUGAUGCCCACCUUGGCCAUGUGUUUGAUGAUGGACCAGAUCCAACAGGCCAGCGGUUCUGCAUCAACAGUGUAGCCCUCAAAUUCAAACCCAGAGAAAAUGACGCACCGGACAUAGAAGAGCAAAAGUGAUGCACUCACUUUAGCUACUGGUUAAUAACUAGUUCUUGUAUUUAACCAGAACAUUUAUUCCAUGCUUUUGACAUAAAUAUGUUUGGAAGUGAGAGAUGGUGUGCAGUACAAAGAGUCUUACUGGUUGAACAUUUUAAGCUAAAGAGGCUAGUAAACUGUUCACAGUUUCUUUUUGAGAAACAGUGGAUAUGUGCAUCAGAGAGAAAUCUAGGAUGUAUAAUGAAAAAUCUGAACAUGUUACAUAUGUUUGUUGAGAACAAAUGUUUCAAUAACUAGAAUAUAAUGUGAAUGACAUCUGUCUUUGUGUUGUGAUUAAAAUAUUAAUGCCACAUAAAAAGGUCUUCACUAG
Messenger RNA from Melanotaenia boesemani (Boeseman's rainbowfish), 1029 nucleotides. RefSeq names its product methionine sulfoxide reductase B2 (gene msrb2). Gene Ontology annotation, biological process: response to oxidative stress; protein repair. The record is from RefSeq and is a predicted model, not a curated record. Gene Ontology annotation, cellular component: cytoplasm. The coding region runs from base 111 to 680 and encodes 189 amino acids. The transcript is spliced from 5 exons. Gene Ontology annotation, molecular function: peptide-methionine (R)-S-oxide reductase activity. NCBI's taxonomy places the organism in Eukaryota, Metazoa, Chordata, Actinopteri, Atheriniformes, Melanotaeniidae.